This is a messenger RNA of Oppia nitens, 1242 nucleotides long. It is a transcript of the gene Lipt1, whose product is annotated as lipoyltransferase 1, mitochondrial-like. Gene Ontology annotation, cellular component: mitochondrion; cytoplasm. The record is from RefSeq and is a predicted model, not a curated record. Gene Ontology annotation, biological process: protein lipoylation. Gene Ontology annotation, molecular function: lipoyltransferase activity. The transcript is spliced from 3 exons. Lineage: Eukaryota; Metazoa; Arthropoda; Arachnida; Sarcoptiformes; Oppiidae. The annotation marks the transcript as partial.
AAAAUCGGCGGUAAAAUUAGUGGACAAUUGCGGUAAUUGAAUGAAAAGACAUUGUUAUUGAUGACAAUGAAGACACUGAAACCAUCAAUUGGUUUCUGUCAAAGAUCUUAUCAUUUAUUGAAUCAUUGGUCGUCUGGAUCAUCACUGAAGACAUGGCCACUGCAUACCCGACAACAUCAACAACAACAACAUCGAUGUCUAACAAGCGAUGGUCUGACAAUCGGUGGCCAACGGCUACCACCACAACCACAACAACAACAACAACAGCUGGCUGUCGAUGUCUUAGUCUCGCGCAGUGACAACAUCUUCGCUAAUCUGGCUCUCGAAGACUGGAUCUAUCGUAACUCGGAUCUGACCAAUCGAUCGGUAGUGUUGUUGUGGCGCAACAGACCGGCCGUAGUCGUCGGCCGACAUCAGAAUCCGUGGCGCGAAGUCCAUGUCGGCAGAUGUCUGGCCAACGGCGUUGAAGUUGUCCGCCGAAAUAGCGGCGGCGGAACUGUUUAUCACGAUUUACAGAAUCUGAAUAUCAGUUUUAUUGGCCACAAGAGUCGCUACAAUCGUUUAGGUAAUUUGGUUCGCCUGCAGAAAGUGAUGGCCACUAAGUUUGACAUUGAUUUACGGAUCAAUAGUCGCGAAGAUCUGGUAGUGGCCGCCAGCGGACACAAGAUAUCGGGUACUGCCAGCCGUAUCGGCGCUCACAACAGUUACCAUCAUUUGACUCUUCUUAUUGAUGCCGACUUAAGUCGAAUGAAGAGUUUGAUUCGCAAAGAAUCGCCAUCGAUGGUAAGUAAGGCUACUGGAAGUAUUAGCUCAACGACGACUAAUCUGAAAUCAAUUAACUCAGACAUCUCGAUGAACGAUAUCAUCAACGAGUUGGCCAUCGAGUUGAACACAAAUUCGACAAGUGGCACAAGUUAUCCGUUUACCGAAGUAAUCGCUGCCGACGACGACGACGAUGACGACAACGAUGAAGAUUUAUAUCCGGGAAUCAAUCAGAUUGAAGAAUCGCUAAGAAGUUGGCAAUGGAUUUAUGGUAAAACACCUAAAUUUCAAGUUAAUCGUCAACUUUGUUGGCAAAACAGCCGAUUUUUGAUGGAAAUACAUGUAAUUCAUGGUAUGAUUGACGGCUUAGUAUUGUUGGGCGAAGAAUUCAAAACAAGACUGGAUUUAGUGGGAACUCCUUUUACCAAAGAUUCAGUGAUUAGUCGUCUCAAUGAAUCACUUAAUAAUAAUCAAACAAUU